This is a messenger RNA of Chenopodium quinoa (quinoa), 2568 nucleotides long. RefSeq lists its product as uncharacterized. Lineage: Eukaryota; Viridiplantae; Streptophyta; Magnoliopsida; Caryophyllales; Amaranthaceae. The record is from RefSeq and is a predicted model, not a curated record. The transcript has 3 exons. Bases 1 to 2568 code for a protein of 855 amino acids.
AUGGGAACCAACUUUAACUUUGAUAAAAAAAGUAAAGGUUCUGUAGGCUUCAAUUUUGGAGGAAAUAAGGAUCUGUCAGGUGAAGGAAAAGCUCAAGGGGUAGGGAAAGGCCAAACACAAUUGGGUAACAACUAUAACUUUAAAAAGGAUGCUCAUGCAUCUGAAGGGUUCGAUUUUGGAGGGAGCAAAGAAAAAAAUUAUCCUGAUAGCCAGGCGACGGGGGCACCUCAAGGAGUAGAAAAAAACCAAGCACAUUUUGGUGGUAACUUGAAUUUUAAUAAAGAAGCCCACGGUUCAGGAGGGUUCAAUUUCGGUGGACACAAGGAAGUUUCUGGAGCAGAUAAAACAAAGGGACAAACAGAAGCAACAAGUAAAGGCGAAGCACAAUCGGGUGCUAAUUUGAGGUUAGAUAAACAAGUGAGAGGCUCGGGAGGAUUAAACUUUGGUGGAUCUACCUCGAAAACCGGUGAAAAUCAAGGAGCAAUUAAAGGUCAAACACAAAUGGGAACCAACUUUAACUUUGAUAAAAAAAGUAAAGGUUCUGUAGGCUUCAAUUUUGGAGGAAAUAAGGAUCUGUCAGGUGAAGGAAAAGCUCAAGGGGUAGGGAAAGGCCAAACACAAUUGGGUAGCAACUAUAACUUUAAAAAGGAUGCUCACGCAUCUGGAGGGUUCGAUUUUGGAGGGAGCAAAGAAAAAAAUUAUCCUGAUAACCAGGCGACGAGGGCACCUCAAGGAGAAGAAAAAAGCCAAGCACAUUUUGGUGGUAACUUGAAUUUUAAUAAAGAAGCUCACGGUUCAGGAGGGUUCAAUUUCGGUGGACAUAAGGAAGUUUCUGGAGCAGAUAAAACAAAGGGACAAACAGAAGCAACAAGUAAAGGCAAAGCACAAUCGGGUGCUAAUUUGAGCUUAGAUAAACAAGUGAGAGGCUCAGGAGGAUUAAACUUUGGUGGAUCUACCUCGAAAACCGGUGAAAAUCAAGGAGCAAUUAAAGGUCAAACACAAAUGGGAACCAACUUUAACUUUGAUAAAAAAAGUAAAGGUUCUGUAGGCUUCAAUUUUGGAGGAAAUAAGGAUCUGUCAGGCUUCAAUUUUGGAGGAAAUAAGGAUCUGUCAGGUGAAGGAAAAGCUCAAGGGGUAGGGAAAGGCCAAACACAAUUGGGUAGCAACUAUAACUUUAAAAAGGAUGCUCACGCAUCUGGAGGGUUCGAUUUUGGAGGGAGCAAAGAAAAAAAUUAUCCUGAUAACCAGGCGACGGGGGCACCUCAAGGAGUAGAAAAAAGCCAAGCACAUUUUGGUGGUAACUUGAAAUUUAAUAAAGAAGCUCACGGUUCAGGAGGGUUCAACUUCGGUGGACACAAGGAAGUUUCUGGAGCAGAUAAAACAAAGGGACAAACAGAAGCAACAAGUAAAGGCGAAGCACAAUCGGGUGCUAAUUUGAACUUAGAUAAACAAGUAAGAGGCUCAGGAGGAUUAAACUUUGGUAGAUCUACCUCGACAACCGGUGAAAAUCAAGGAGCAAUUAAAGGUCAAACACAAAUGGGAACCAACUUUAACUUUGGUAAAAAAAGUAAAGGUUCUGUAGGAUUCAAUUUUGGAGGAAAUAAGGAUCUUUCAGGUGAAGGAAAAGCUCAAGGGGUAGGGAAAGGCCAAACACAAUUGGGUAGCAACUAUAACUUUAAAAAGGAUGCUCACGCAUCUGGAGGGUUCGAUUUUGGAGGGAGCAAAGAAAAAAAUUAUCCUGAUAACCAGGCGACGGGGGCACCUCAAGGAGUAGAAAUAAGCCAAGCACAUUUUGGUGGUAACUUGAAAUUUAAUAAAGAAGCUCACGGUUCAGGAGGGUUCAAUUUCGGUGGACACAAGGAAGUUUCUGGAGCAGAUAAAACAAAGGGACAAACAGAAGCAACAAGUAAAGGCGAAGCACAAUCGGGUGCUAAUUUGAACUUAGAUAAACAAGUAAGAGGCUCAGGAGGAUUAAACUUUGGUGGAUCUACCUCGACAACCGGUGAAAAUCAAGGAGCAAUUAAAGGUCAAACACAAAUGGGAACCAACUUUAACUUUGAUAAAAAAAGUAAAGGUUCUAUAGGCUUCAAUUUUGGAGGAAAUAAGGAUCUGUCAGGUGAAGGAAAAGCUCAAGGGGUAGGGAAAGGCCAAACACAAUUGGGUAACAACUAUAACUUUAAAAAGGAUGCUCACGCAUCUGGAGGGUUCGGUUUUGGAGGGAGCAAAGAAAAAAAUUAUCCUGAUAGCCAGGCGACGUGGGCACCUCAAGGAGUAGAAAAAAGCCAAGCACAUUUUGGUGGUAACUUGAAUUUUAAUAAAGAAGCUCACGGUUCAGGAGGGUUCAAUUUCGGUGGACAUAAGGAAGUUUUUGGAGCAGAUAAAAAAAGGGACAAACAGAAGCAACAAGUAAAGGCGAAGCACAAUCGGAUAGCAAUAAUAACAAGUGAAGCACAUUUAAUAGGAGGUGUAAUUGCAGGAGGGGGUGUUGGAGGAAAAUCAUUAGCCCCUGGAGCUGCUUUCGGAGGAUUUGGCAUGGGUCUAACAAAUGCCCCGGAUAAGAAAGGUUAA